AUGUCAUGUGUUUCAGGCACUGGCUCCGUCCUCCUGUCGGCCCUGCAGUCCCUGCUCUCUGUGUGCUGGGCCUGGUGUCCCAGGCUGGAGAAGCAGGUUCAGGUCUUCUCUGUCAUGCAGUCCAUCGUCUCCUUCCUUAUCAUGGCUGGCCGAAUGUUCUCGUGUGUAAGGAACUGGACAGCGUGGACCUACUACCGAGACAACGUCCGUAUCCGAGUGAUACUUAUCAAGACUCACAACUUGUUGCCCAAUCGAAACUACAUCCUUGGCUACCACCCACAUGGAAUUGGAGCACUGAGUCUGAGUCCAACUGAGUCCAAUGGUUUUUCAGCCAAGUUCCCUGGAAUAACACCAUUUGUGGCUACCCUGGCUGGGAACUUCCACAUGCCAUUAGCCAGAGAGUACCUGGUGUCUGCAGGUGAGGACACUGGUCUCUGGGCUGACCUGGUGCCUGUGUACUCAUUUGGAGAGAAUGAUGUGUAUAAGCAGCUGAUACUGAAUGAGGGAUCGUGGUGGAGGCUGAUCCAGAGGAGGCUACAGAAGAUCCUGGGUUUUGCCCCCUGUGUGUUUCAGGGCCGGGGCCUCUUCUCCCCUGACACUUGGGGCCUGGUCCCCUUCUCCAAACCCAUCAACUCAGUUGUUGGAAAACCCAUGGAGAUGCCCAAGAUCAGUUCACCCAGCCAAGAAGAAUUGAAUCAUUACCACACCAUGUACAUGAGCUCCCUUACACAGCUCUUUGACAAGCACAAGACCCACUUUGAGCUGAGGGAGGAGGAUGUUCUGGUGAUUCACUGUGGAGUGGUCAUACCCUGGCCGGGUCAGACGCAAGCAAUACUCCUUGGCUGCUCCAGAUAAGCCGUGUACAUUAUGACUGAAGCUGUGACUAAAGGAACCAUCACACAGAUCAAAGGCUACCUGUCAAGACAGACUGAAACACAAUAGAUGCUGCCGUUUUUUCUAGGAUAAUCACUAGGUGAAGUGUCCUGGGGGAAGAUUGUUGUGUUCUGUCUGGAACCACAGCCUGCUGUAGAACAUUUGAUGCAUCAUUCAAUUCAAAAUAACCCCCAGGGGGCAGAACAUUUCUUACAUUUAUGGUUCUGCUGAUGAAAAUAAAACAGAUAAUGUGUAUUUUUAAUCCAUAACAUUUGUUUUUUUGAAUCAGAACUGGGUUGUUUUCUUGGCACUUUCUAAAUCUAUUUUGCAGCGAGAACAUAGUUAUGUCAAAUCAUUUCUGUAUUGGUCUUAACAAGUCACUUGCAUGGCCACACGGGGGUGUCUUGACUCUUCACUACAGUGAACGAACCAAUGUAUCCCAGCUAUUCAAACCAUUUGUAAAACAUUUUAUAUCACGCAGGCUUGCAAUAUCAUGUAUUAAUAGUCGGUUGUAUGCUUUAGUAUAACUAUUCAGUGGUUCAGUGUGUAUAUUUAAAGAUAUUGUUAAGAGAGACACUAUUUAUCUAAAUUCACUUGUCCUCAAAUUGUUCCACAUAAGAACAAGUGAGGUCAAUAGACACUCAAGAUGUAGCUUCCACAUUAUCAUAAUCUGUGACUAUCUGUUCACAAAACAGUGAUAAGUAUAUAGGUUUUAAUAAAACAUAUACACACUAUAACAUUCCCCUUUAUUUUAGAAGGGCACAGAACACGAAAAACAUUCAACUGUCGUCACACUACAUGUUUUAUUCCUUCUUUAAAACGAUAAUAAAGUAUGAAGGCCAUGACUUCUCUUUGGUGCCCUCUGAUGUUAUUGAUCAUAGUUUGAAUCACUAAGCCCUCACUGAAAGCCCUUAUUCUGCCUGUCAGUCAGUGCAGUGGUCCCCAGCCCUUCAUCCAUCCACAUGUGCAUCUGUGGAAGGAGUAAUGUGUUUGUUACCACAGCUUAACAAGAUACAGUAUGUCACCAUAUUGACUUUCAGUUGCUUCUCAAACAUUACAUAUGCCUGUAAAACAUUUGAUAUCUUUGUUUGUUCAUUGUAAAGAAAUGAUGCCUUUGAGCCAUUCACCCUGUAAUUGUUGUUGUUUUAAUUUUCUGGAUUUUACAGCUAAACAAUCAAAACGUGGAAAAAACGAAAUACUUUAUAGUAGUAUCAUAAAGUUGGGUUGACACCUAAUCUUGAAAGUGAAUCAAUAAA
This is a messenger RNA of Oncorhynchus tshawytscha (Chinook salmon), 2129 nucleotides long. RefSeq names its product diacylglycerol O-acyltransferase 2-like. Gene Ontology annotation, molecular function: diacylglycerol O-acyltransferase activity. The record is from RefSeq and is a predicted model, not a curated record. The coding region runs from base 1 to 855 and encodes 284 amino acids. The transcript is spliced from 5 exons. NCBI's taxonomy places the organism in Eukaryota, Metazoa, Chordata, Actinopteri, Salmoniformes, Salmonidae. Gene Ontology annotation, cellular component: endoplasmic reticulum membrane. Gene Ontology annotation, biological process: triglyceride biosynthetic process.